Molecule: messenger RNA, 318 nt
Organism: Manacus vitellinus (golden-collared manakin)
Lineage: Eukaryota; Metazoa; Chordata; Aves; Passeriformes; Pipridae
Product: H-2 class II histocompatibility antigen, E-B beta chain-like
Exons: 2
Biological process (GO): immune response; antigen processing and presentation
Cellular component (GO): MHC class II protein complex; membrane
Source: RefSeq, a predicted model, not a curated record
GGGUGUUCCAGGAGAUGGUAAAGAACGAGUGUCACUUCAUCAAAGGCACCGAGCGGGUGAGGUAGGUGCUGAGGUACAUCCACAACCCGGAGCAGUUGGUGCACUUCGACAGUGAUGUGGGGGUCUAUGUGGGGGACACCCCGGAUGGGGAGAUCCAGGCCAGGUACUGGAACAGUGACCCAGAAAGGCUGGAGUACAAACGAGGUGAGGUGGACAGGCUCUGCCGGCACAACUACGAGGUGUCCACCCCGUUCCUGGUGAACCGCAGAGUGCCCCCCAGCGUGUCCAUCUCGCUGGUGCCGUCGAGCUCCCAGCCCG